Molecule: messenger RNA, 6822 nt
Organism: Piliocolobus tephrosceles (Ugandan red Colobus)
Lineage: Eukaryota; Metazoa; Chordata; Mammalia; Primates; Cercopithecidae
Gene: ZNF862
Product: zinc finger protein 862
Exons: 8
Coding region: 236-3748 (1170 amino acids)
Biological process (GO): regulation of DNA-templated transcription
Molecular function (GO): protein dimerization activity
Source: RefSeq, a predicted model, not a curated record
AGUGGCCGUAAAGGUGUUCGCUCGGUACGACGCGAGUCCCAGCUCAGCGCCUAUCCUGGGUCCACCGGCGCUACCGCCCCCCGACGUGAGAGAGCGAAGUUCUCGGGCCGCGCUCCCUCCCUGCCUGGGUGCCCUCCCUCUCCGGGAGCUUGGGUCCCCGGGGCGGUCGCGGCGGCUGCAUCCUCAGGCCAGGCCGCGGGGGGAGGGGGCGGCACGGGCCUCCGAAAGCGGGGCCAUGGAGCCCAGAGAGUCGGGGAAGGCUCCUGUGACGUUUGAUGACAUCACUGUGUACUUACUCCAGGAGGAAUGGGUGCUGCUGAGCCAGCAACAGAAGGAGCUCUGUGGUUCCGACAAGCUGGUGGCACCACUGGGACCAACUGUUGCCAACCCUGAGCUGUUUUGUAAGUUCGGACGAGGGCCAGAGCCAUGGCUUGGCAGUGUCCAGGGCCAGAGGAGCCACCUGGAGCAUCACUCAGGAAAAAAACAGAUGGGCUACAUGGAAGAAAUGGGCGUGCGAGGUCCCACCAGGGAGAGUGGACAGUCCCUGCCGCCUAAGAAGAAAGCCUGCCUUUCCCACCUCAGUACGGGCAGUGGACACAUCGAGGGAGACUGGGCAGGAAGAAACAGGAAACUCCUGAAGCCUCGGUCCAUCCAGAAGUCAUGGUUUGUGCAGUUUCCGUGGCUGAUCAUGAAUGAGGAGCAGACGGCUCUGUUCUGCUCUGCUUGCCGAGAAUACCCCUCCAUCAGGGACAAACGGUCAAGACUAAUAGAAGGUUAUACAGGACCAUUCAAGGUGGAGACUCUCAAAUACCACGCCAAGAGCAAGGCCCACAUGUUCUGUGUCGAUGCCUUGGCGGCAAGGGACCCUGUCUGGGCAGCCCGGUUCCAGAGCAUCAGAGACCCAUCUGGAGAUGUCCUGGCCAGCCCGGAGCCGCUCUUCACUGCAGAUUACCCCAUAUUCUACCCCCCAGGGCCUCUGGGAGGCUUUGAUAGCAUGGCUGAGCUCCUGCCAAGCUCAAGAGCUGAACUAGAGGACCCUGGGGGGAAUGGAGCAAUUCCUGCUAUGUAUCUAGACUGCAUUUCAGAUCUGAGGCAAAAAGAAGUCACCGAUGACAUCCACAGCUCCUCAGACCUUGAUAUUUUAUGUAAUGGUGCCGUAGAAUCCUGCACUCAGGACCCUUCUGCAGAGGGGUUGUCGGAGGAGGUUCCUGUGGUAUUUGAGGAGCUGCCGGUGGUGUUCGAGGAUGUGGCAGUGUAUUUCACCCGGGAGGAGUGGGGCAUGCUAGACAAGCGGCAGAAGGAGUUGUACAGAGACGUGAUGCGGAUGAACUACGAGCUGCUGGCAUCCUUAGGACCUGCUGCUGCCAAGCCAGACUUGAUCUCCAAACUGGAGCGGAGGGCUGCACCCUGGAUCAAGGACCCAAAUGGGCCAAAGUGGGGGAAAGGUCGUCCUCCAGGGAACAAGAAGAUGGUGGCAGUGAGAGAGGCAGACACACAGGCCCUGGCUGCAGACUCUGCAUUGCUUCCAGCCUCUCCCGUGGAGGCCUGUGCCUCCUGCUGCAGUCCCAGCAUUUGUGAAGGAGAAGGAGAUGGACCUAGGAGAAUCAAGAGGACAUAUAGGCCCCGUUCCAUUCAGAGGUCAUGGUUUGGGCAGUUCCCAUGGUUAGUCAUUGACCCCAAAGAGACCAAACUCUUCUGCUCAGCCUGCAAAGAAAGACCUAAUCUCCACGACAAAUCAUCACGGUUAGUCAGAGGUUACACGGGGCCUUUCAAAGUGGAGACUUUAAAAUACCAUGAAGUCAGCAAAGCCCACAGGCUCUGUGUCAACACGGUUGAAAUCAAGCAAGACGCCCCUCACGCUGCCCUCAUUCCAGAGAUCUCCAGCGACCUCAUGGCCAACAUGGAGCACUUUUUCAACGCCGCCUACUCCAUCGCAUACCACUCACGGCCCCUGAAUGACUUUGAGAAGAUCCUGCAGCUCCUCCAAAGCACCGGGACCAUGAUAUUAGGCAAGUACCGCAAUCGCACAGCGUGCACUCAGUUCAUCAAGUACAUCUCGGAGACCCUGAAGAGGGAGAUCCUGGAGGACGUGCGGAACUCGCCCUGCGUGAGCGUGCUGCUGGACAGCUCCACCGACGCCUCCGAGCAGGCCUGCGUGGGGAUUUACAUCCGCUACUUUAAGCAGAUGGAGGUGAAAGAGUCCUACAUCACUCUGGCCCCUCUCUACAGUGAGACAGCAGAUGGGUACUUCGAGACCAUCGUUUCUGCCCUGGAUGAGCUGGACAUCCCCUUCCGGAAGCCUGGCUGGGUGGUGGGGCUGGGAACGGAUGGCUCAGCCAUGUUGAGCUGCAGAGGAGGCCUUGUGGAAAAAUUCCAGGAGGUCAUCCCGCAGCUGCUGCCUGUCCACUGUGUGGCCCACCGGCUGCACCUGGCUGUGGUGGAUGCCUGCGGGAGCAUCGAUCUGGUGAAGAAGUGUGACCGGCACAUCCGCACCGUCUUCAAGUUUUAUCAGUCGUCAAACAAGAGGCUGAACGAGCUGCAGGAAGGUGCAGCGUCUCUGGAGCAGGAGAUCAUCCGCCUGAAGGAUCUGAACGCAGUCCGCUGGGUGGCCAGCAGGAGGCGCACGCUGCACGCGCUGCUCGCGAGCUGGCCCGCCCUGGCCAGGCACCUCCAGAGUGUGGCGGAGGCUGGGGGCCAGAUUGGGCACCGGGCCAAGGGGAUGCUGAAGCUCAUGCGCGGCUUCCACUUUGUCAAGUUCUGCCACUUCCUGUUGGACUUCCUGAGCAUCUACAGGCCUCUGUCCGAGGUGUGCCAGAAGGAGAUCGUGCUGAUUACAGAGGUGAACGCCACGCUGGCCCGGGCCUAUGUGGCACUGGAGAGCCUCCGUCACCAGGCGGGGCCCAAAGAGGAAGAAUUCAACGCCAGCUUCAAGGAUGGGCGGCUCCACGGCAUCUGCUUGGACGGACUGGAGGGAGCGGAACAGCGGUUCCAGGCAGACAGGGAGAGGACGGUCCUGACCGGGAUCGAGUACCUCCAGCAGAGGUUCGACGCAGACCGACCCCCACAGCUCAAGAACAUGGAGGUGUUUGACACCAUGGCCUGGCCAAGCGGGAUCGAACUUGCCAGUUUUGGGAAUGAUGACAUUCUCACCCUGGCCAGGUAUUUCGAGUGCUCCCUCCCAACAGGAUACAGUGAGGAAGCUCUGCUGGAGGAGUGGCUGGGCCUGAAAGCCAUCGCCCAGCACCUUCCGUUCUCCAUGCUCUGCAAAAACGCCCUGGCCCAGCACUGCCGCUUCCCCCUGCUGAGCAAGCUCAUGGCCGUGGUGGUCUGUGUGCCCAUCUCCACCUCCUGCUGUGAGCGGGGGUUCAAGGCCAUGAACCGGAUCAGGACCGAUGAGAGGACCAAGCUCUCCAAUGAGGUGCUCAACAUGCUCAUGAUGACGGCUGUGAACGGCGUGGCCGUCACGGAGUACGACCCUCAGCCUGCCAUCCAGCACUGGUUCCUGACCUCCUCAGGCCGGCGUUUCAGCCAUGUCUACGCCUGUGCCCAGGUGCCAGCCCGCUCCCCUGCAAGCGCCAGGCUCAGGAAGGAGGAGGUGGGAACCCUCUAUGUGGAGGAGUCUGGGAGCCAGAAGCCACCCAUCCUGCCCUCCAGGGAAGCAGUGGAGGUUCUGAAGGACUGCAUCGUGGAGCCUCCUGAGAGACUCCUGUACCCCCACACCAGCCAGGAGGCCCCCGGGAUGUCCUGAGGGACAGGGAGUCCUUGGGACUGCCUUGGAGACACCUCUGUGAUCACUGGGACAGGGUCUGCAGAUUCUAGGCUGCCCUAGGAUCUUCUGCUGGUGGCGAUGGUCUCUAAGCACCAGGAAGUGGGCAGUGGCGUCCUGGAGCAGCAGGGGUAUUAGGAGGUGCAUGACCUGUUUCCUGAGGCCCCAUUCAGCACAGCCAUGCCUCACAGCACACAAAUGUGCCAGAAGGUUCUAGAUCUCAAGUUCAUUUUUAAGGUGCUCCAGAAAAUAACCCCAUCAUGAAAGGUUUCAGCCCCUGAGUUCUGGUGGCAAGAGGACUGUCCUGGUGGGGGAGACUGUUGGACAUCCCUGUGGAAUGUUCCAGGGAGGCUGCCCACAGCCUAGUGACAAUGGGAAAGGCCUCUUUGUUAGAGGGGGAGGCUGACUCUGCUCUAGGGACAGCUGGCCUGGCUGCAGGAGCCCCCAGAGGCAUUGUUCUGGGACUUCCUACGCUGGGAGCCAGGGUAGCAGCAGAAACAGUGAGGCCUCGAUCUCGUGCGGAUCUGUACCUCUUCCCAGGGCUUCCUUCAGGGCGAAACAAUCACAAGCCCUUUGCACAGAGCACCCAAGAAAGUUCUCUUCCUGCAGCUCCAGAUGGUAGAGCUGGGGCUCUUCUGGCAGGGGGUCUGGUGCUUCCCGCAGAGCCGAGCCGCGUUUGACCUGUGGCACGCCCUGCCCAGUUUCCUCAGGAGAGGAUGGGACCAAGUUGGAGUUGGGAGGCUUGGGAUGCAGCCCCAGCUCUGCUGCAGGCAGUGGUCUGAUUAAUCCCUUCCUCUUUUCUGUGCCUCAGUUUCCCUCUCCAUGAAGUGGCAGCAGAGAAUCCAAGUGCCUGCUGACUCCCCACCUGCCCUAGGAUUAGUGAAUGAGAGCCUCGGGCUCCCUGAAAGACCUCUGACUGCAGUGUGGACUCACCUGCCUUCCACCCCAGCCUCGUCCUUAGUGGGACAGGUAGGAAUUUGUCUCCAAAGUCCUUGUGGUAGGAGUUGGUCUCUGAACGCACCAUCUGCAUGACAGGCUAGUCCUCUCUUCUCCGAGUUGCCCUGGGGACUCUGCACCAGGAUCGCCAGGGCCCACUGAGACAUCCCGGAAUGGGGACUCAGUGACGAGGGCUUUGAACAAGCUCUUCCAGGGUCUGUGGGCCUGCUCCAGCUUCAGAACCACAGAAGCACCGCCCUAGAGGCACAAAGGGACUUCCGGCACUGCUAGGUUCACACCCUCCUUGCCCAUCUUCCACCUAAAGCGAAGCACUUUUCCUUCCGGGGCAGCUCCAUCUCGGCAGGCUCAGGAGGCCGCUUAUCAGGAGGCGGAUGAUUUUGUCUCGGUUCCGCCUUCCUUAACCAUGGGCAGGAAAUAAGGAAAGUCAGCAGGCAAGGUUUCUCUCCCUGCCUGACACUUGUUUUAAACAGGCAGGAAGUGGGUGCCAUCCAUCCCAGCUUGCUUGCUGCCUGGCUCAGGCAGGUCCUGUGCUGUGCCACAGGCCCCUGUGGGUGGACCCUUUCUCCAUAGUCUGCUGCUUCCCAUUCCCAGGGUAGGUGCUGGCCUCUGAGCACCUGAGCACCCUUCCUAUUCCCAGGGCAGAAGCUGCUGUCUGAGUACCCUUCCCAUUCCCAGGGUAGAUGCUGGCGUCCAAGCCCCUCCCCAGUACUGCAGGUGCCCUAGUACCCCAUAUGCCCUUUCAUCCCCCACCCCAGCACUUAGCCUUAGCACUGUUGCUUUCCUGCCGUUUUCAGUUCUAGUCAGGAAUUCCUUUCUUGCUUUCUGCCUCUGACCUGUGGAAAUGUCUCCCAGCCCUGUGGGUCUGGUGGUCAGAGGGACCCCUCAGGCCUGCGGUGCGGGAGCUCUGGGAGGUGCUACUAUCCACGUGGCUGAGACAUGCACAGGCCUCCCUCUCUCCAUCGCUGUCUCCACGGGCGUUCAGGAACUUGCAGGUCAGGCACUGUGGAUGUGAACUGGUGGAAGGGGAGGGAGAAAGGCUUUUUUAGGUGGGGCUGUAGCCUCUGCCCUACCCACAGGGAUUCCACAUCAAGGUGCUGUUCCAGCACACACGCUUCCCGCGGCCUCUUCAUCCUUGAAGAAUCCGUCAGAGCAGGGGACCAUCCCGUGAGCAGCCGUGAGUGGGUCUCUGUGGGAGCAGUUCUGGAGCUGAGGUGGAAGCCAGGGGAAGUACCUCACCCUCUCCACGUCAGCAUCAGCAUGCUCCGAGGACACCGUCCAGUGCCUUCCUUAGGUGGUGGGAAAAGGGGUCCCCUUGCAGCGGGGCCACUGAGCAUGCUGUUUGUCAGAAUUUGCACUACCCGAUUUCUCGAGGGGCGCAGGCCUGCUCCGUUCCCCUUUGUCAGCCAAUGACCAAGAAGGAAGAAGACGACUGCCGUCUCAUUCCUGAACUUCCUCAUUCAGGACUCCCGUGGAAACACAGCGAGCGUCCUUAUCCGAGGCCCCGGCCCAGGCCGGCCCCUUUGCUUAGUUUGGAGAGGCUGGCUGAGUGCGGCCCCUAGUGCCUGGAGACCCCCUUGCUGGAGAGGCUUCCUGUUUAUGCCUCACAAGAAAAACCACAGGGCUCUGGGAGUGUAAGGAGCAUGCACUCCCGCUUUGGCUGGAGUCCCAGCGCUUGUUGCCACCUUCCUCCUUGCCUGUAGUCUUGACAGCAUCCGUAUGUAUGUGUCCUGGCAUUUCCCCUCCCUCUCCCUGAUGACGGAUGCCCACCGGGUCUGACAUUCCAAGUAACCGGUAUGUAACUGGUAGUUUGAUCCCAGUAGCCAUAGCGACUCCAGGUGGGAGAGAGGGAGCCAGCCCCCUGUCCUGGAAGAUACCUUAGAGUAUGUGACCACGCUCCAGAACCUUGCUUCUCUCUCCUGCAGAGGGUGGGUUUCUAGGGUGCUAAGUACCUAUCAGAACAGCGUGGAGGGGCAGGUACACUAACUGACUGGCCCAGGGACGUUCUCUCCUCUAUUUUCAAAGAUGAAAGGAGGUUUUAAAAACCAUGUUUGAUUCCUAACCUUUUGCUACCUGAAUAAAGCAGAGUCUAUUUCAACACA